UUUGUGCUGCUGUUUUGGUUGGUAUAGGACAGCCCUGAGAGCUGGUAAAGAGAUCUGAGGUUUGGGUGUGUCUGCUUCAUAUGGGCUGGGCUCUCCUUAUUCACCAAGUCAGUCUGACUGAGGCACAUGCUUUCUUCCUGUGUCGGGAGUGACUCAGGUACAGGAACUGAUAAAACCACCUGAGAAGAGAAAGCGAAGCACACUGGAAAGCCAACUGCAAGCUCCCGGCUCUGCUCUAGUGUGUUGUGUUGUGUAUUCGUGCCUGGAUCCCCAGAAAUGACUUUGCACUGGCUGCUAACCCUGAGCUGCCUCUGUGUCUCUGUCUUCCUGCCUGCAGCCAUUAGUACCGACAGAAGAGAAGUCUGUGACUGCAAUGGGAAGUCCAGUCAAUGCAUCUUGGACAGGGACCUGCUCCGAGAAACAGGAAAUGGGUACCGUUGCCUCAACUGCAUUGACAACACGGAUGGCGUUCACUGUGAGAGGUGCAAGGAGGAGUUCUAUCACCAGCGGGAUGGAGAAAGCUGUCUGCCCUGCAACUGCAACUCCAGAGGUUCUCUUGGCCUGCAGUGUGAUAACUACGGCCGGUGCAGCUGCAAACCCGGUGUGAUGGGUGAUAAGUGUGACCGAUGCCAGCCGGGGUUCCAUUCCUUCUCAGAGUCUGGGUGCCGAGCAGGUGAACAAGUGUCGAGUGCUCAGUGUGACUGCGAUCCAGCUGGUAGUGCGGGACAUUGUGUUUCAGGUCACUGUGUCUGUAAGGCAAGCGUCUCGGGAGAGCGAUGUGACAGGUGCAAGCAGGGCUACUAUCAUCUGGAUGCAGGAAACCCUGAGGGAUGUUCCCAGUGCUUCUGUUAUGGUCACUCCGCCAUGUGUGCCAGUGCAGAAAAUUACAACAUCCAUAAAAUCACCUCCACCUUCCAGCGAGAUGCUGAGGACUGGAGAGGAAUGUAUGCGAAUGGGUCCCCUGUACAGCUCCAGUGGUCUCCCCGCCAUCGGGAUGUGUUUGUUACAGCCAGGAGAUCAGAGCCCACCUAUUUCCUGGCGCCGGCCAGAUUUCUUGGGAACCAGCAGGUGAGCUACGGCCAGACCCUAUCCUUUGAUUAUCGCAUGGACCGAGGGGGUCGUCGUCCUUCUCCCCGAGAUGUGGUCCUGGAAGGAGCUGGCCUACGAGUUACCACCUCCCUCCUGCCUCAUGGGAAGAUCUUGCCCUGCAGCAUCAGCAAGACAUAUACAUUCAGACUGGAUGAGCACCCGCACAGCGGAUGGAGCCCCAAGCUGAGUUACUUUGAGUAUCGCAGGUUACUCGGAAACCUGACGGCCCUUUGGAUCCAAGCCACAUAUGGAGAAUACAGCACUGGGUACAUCGAUAAUGUCACCCUGGUUUCUGCACAGCCGACCUCUGGAGCCCCGGCUCCCUGGGUGGAACGAUGUGUGUGUCCUGCUGGCUAUCAGGGGCAGUUCUGUGAACGCUGUGCUCCUGGGUACAAGAGAGACUCUUCCAACCUUGGGCCUUUCAGCACUUGUGUGCUAUGUGACUGCCAGGGGGGAGGAAACUGCGAUCCAGACACUGGAGACUGUUAUUCAGGAGAUGAAAACAUGGAUCCCAACACCAGCUGCCCAUUUGGUUUCUACGGGGACCCCUGGAAUCCACAGAGCUGCCGGCCAUGCCCUUGCAGAAAUGGUCAGGGCUGCUCAGUGGCACCAGGGAGAAAGGAGGUCGUUUGCAAUAACUGCCCUCUGGGAGUUACUGGUGCUAACUGUGAACUCUGUGCUGAUGGCUAUUUUGGAGACCCCUUGGGCGACAACGGCCCUGUGAGACCCUGCCAGCCCUGCCAGUGUAACAAUAACGUCAAUCCCAGUGCUGUAGGGAACUGUGAUCGGCUGACGGGUGAAUGCCUGAAAUGCCUCUACAACACGGCUGGCUUCUCCUGUGACCAGUGCAGGGACGGGUUCUUUGUGAACCCCUUAGCCCUCAACCCAGUAGAGAAGUGUCAAGCCUGCAACUGCAACUCGGUAGGUUCUGAUCCCCUGACGUGCAGAAGCGAUGGGAGCUGUGUUUGCAGGCCAGGAUUUGAGGGGCCCAACUGUGAGCACACCCAGUGCCCAGCCUGCUACAGCCAUAUGAAAACACAAGUGGAUCAGUACUUGCAGCAGUUGCAGCAGCUGGAGGUGCUUGUGUCUCAGCUGCAGCUUGGCAGUGGGGCGGGGGCCAAUGAGGAGCUGGAGGGGAAGAUGCAACAGGCUGAGGAGACCCUGCGUGAAAUCCUGAGAGAAGCUCUGAGUUUACAAGCCUCUGACAAGUCCCUGAAGAGCCGGGUGUCCAAAAUGAAGGGACAAGAGUCCAGCUACCAAAGCCGCUUGGCCGACAUCAGGGUGACGGUGCAGAGGCUGCAGGCACUGGGGCAUCAGUACCAGGCCCAGGUGCAGGACAUUAGGAGGCUGAUCGAGAGAGCCCGUUUGGACCUGGGGCAAAGCAAAGUGACCCUGAGUGGGCUGAAUAUUCCAACUUCAGAUCUCCCAGGCGGGUCAAACAGUUUUUUGAUGCUGGCCCAAGAAGCUCUCAAACUAGCAAACAGCCACGUGCAAUCAGCAAAUGCCAUAGAACAGGCAGUCAGGGCGGCGGCGGAUGACUCAGGACAGGCCCUGGAGCUGGUGCGCUCAGCUGUGAAUGGAGGAGGCAUCCUGGCGAGCUCUGUGCAAGGGCUGCUGCGAAAAUAUGAUGAAACCAAAUUGCAGGCCAGUAAUCUGGAGACUGACGCCAGCAGAUCUGCCUUGGAUGCUGACAGAGCCUAUCAGGGCAGCCUGCUGCUCCUCAGCUCCAUGUCUCGCUUCUCAAAGAUCGACGCUGGGUCCUUCCAGGAGGAUGCGAGCCAGCUCAGGCAGGAGGCAGAUGCUCUAAUGGGCUUGGUGGAGACGUACAUGGCAGAAUACAGGUGGCUGCAAAGCAACACAGGAAGCUGGGAGGAAGAAAUUAAACAAUUAUUACAGAGCGGGGAAAGCAAGAGACUGGCUUCAAGUCAGCUGUUGUCCCGCGCCAACCUUGCCAAGAACAGGGCACAGCAGGCACUGAGUGCUGGCAAUGCCACUUUUUAUGAAGUUGAACUCAUCUUGAAGAAUCUCAGGGGGUUUCACCUGCAGGUAGAUGGUAGGAGAAGAGAAGCUGAGGAAGCCAUGAGAAGACUCCCUCUCAUCAGCAAUAUGGUCACAAAUGCCAACGAUAAGACUAGACGAGCAGAAAGCGCCCUGGGCAGCGCUGCUACAGAUGCAAAAACAGCCAGAAACAUGGCCGGUGAGGCAAAGGAGAUCACUGGUGGUAUCCAGCAGGAGAUAAGGCGGUUGAACUUGGAAGCCAACAGGACAGCAGAUGGGGUCCUGGCACUGGAGAAAGGAGUCAUAGCUUUACUGGACGAGGCCAGAGAAGCAGAAAGGAAGCUCACGAGGAAGGCUCUGGAGAUCGAUAUGGAUGCCACGACUGCACAGAAAACCGGUCAGGAGGCGCAGGGUGCCCACACUGGUGCCCGUACUGCUGGGGUUGCUGUCCAAGAGACACUGCGUGCCCUGGAAGAUUUUCUACAUCUGAUGGACCAGCCUGGUACUGUGGAUGAGCAGGCGCUGAAAUUGCUCGAACUCAACCUCAGCAGUGCCAGGACAAAGAAUAGCCAGUUGAAAGAGUAUAUGGCCGAAAUGGAGAAAAUGGCCAGUCUGCAGAGGCUCCGGGUUCAGACUCUGGAGAGGAGCAUUAAUGAGAUCCUGGCAGACAUUAGGAACCUGGAGGAGAUCCGCAACAACCUCCCCCCAGGCUGCUAUAACACAAAUCCCAUUGAAAAACCUUGAGACCUUUAGGAAGAUUCUCUGGACUGGGUCUCUCAGGCUUGAUACUAGGGCUUGCCCUGGUGGAUCAUAGGGGAUGGGGAAGCCAAGCCUGCCAGGACCAGCUGCCUUUGGCUCUGAUGAGCUGAACACAGACGCUUUGGGUGCAGCUGGACAGACUCGUUGUGGCAAUGUGCUGACGUUUGCCUCAUGACACCAUGUUUUGAUGCCAACAUCACCACAAGGUGCCUCUGAGCCGGGAAAGCCUUAUACUCUGGUAUCCGUCCCUGGAGUGCAGGAGGAAGGAAGGAGAGACCCGGCUGCAUGAAGAAGCUGCUGACCAAGAAGAGCCAUACCUAGUAGGAGCCCAACCCUAGAGCAUGGCCUGAGGAGGCAGCAACAGCCAGUUCAGCUUCUGGACAGUCGCCAAAUGAACGUUUUUCUAGAAACUGAACUCUGACUCCUGUGGAUCUCCCUGUCCCUACCAAGGCCCUGACACUUGGGCACAGCCAGCAGAACUUGCCACUCUCCUUCAAUGCCAGUGCCUCUCUCAUUGCCUUUCACCACCCAGGCUCCCCUCGGUGUAUUGCAAGACCCUUUCUCACCAGCAAUCCUUUCCGAACCCAGCAAAUGACAGGGAUGGGCACAGGGCCAGGGCGGUUGGGGAUUCCUACUGUGGCACUGUCCUUGCUGACUUUCCAGUCUCAACACUGACACUAGUAUUGCCCGUACAUCUGUUUUUGUGCUUUAGACUUGUGCAGCGGGAGGACCCAAUCUGUGACCUUUUUGUUAAAAGUGCAGGUCUUCCCCAACGUAUCUUAGCAAGGUGACUAAAUUACUGUUUAGUCAAAGGGAAGGGAUUUAUUUUUGAUGGGAAGUCCUUCCUACCAACACACUUGGCUCCCGAGGGAGAUUUCACACCCCUCUCUCCUCCCCCUUCUCAUCCUGGGCUUUUAAUUCAGGCGGGUUCUCAAGGGAUUAACCGGAGAGGAUGUCUUUGAGAUCAAACACUCAGGUUUGCAGUAUGUAGGCCCACUGAAAGCACAGGUGCAAGACCCAGGAGGGAUGACUCAGCCCUUCAUCCUUCUGAGGGCAAUCGAGUAUCAUGAAGUUUACUGUGCAUCUUUCAGAUGAGACUUUGAAAAGCAAAUUCUUGUCUUCUCUGCAUGGACAUCAAAGUUCCCCUGGCACUUUCCGUAAUAACAGGGGGUUUGUCCUGCUGACCUUGGCCAAAAUUACUGGCACCCAUGAGCCCAGCUUAUGCUACACAGUGUUAGCAUAUUGAUUGCCCUAUUAAAAAUCCCCAACACCAUAAAGGUAACCAGAUGUGUCUCCACCUCCAGUUCGGAAGCAGUUUGGUACUGCCUCCCAACAGACGAUGUUUGAUGUUUUACAUAGAGCAGCCUUGCAUCAGAGGAAUUGUGACUGAUUCUUAAUCGAUCAUUCUCUAAAACCGGAGGAACUGGAGGGAAAUCUCUACCACCAUUGGGUUUCCUGUGGGUCCAAUUCCAUUUUAUUCCUCUGUCUCAGUGGAGACAGUCCCCUGGCCCUUUUGCCCACUAGAGAUUGACUCUGCUGGAUCCUUGUUACCUCUUGUGCCCCACAUACUGUGGCAGGUUCAGCAAUCUCAACCAUGCCCCAGAGGAAGGGGUCACUUUCUGGGGUUAAACUCACCCCUCAGUUGCUCAGCUUCUCUGAUAAAGUGCCACCUCCUUUUUUGAAUAUUAUAAGUUAAAUAAUCAUCUAUGGUAUAUUUCUAUUUAUAGUGAAACAUACUAACCCCUGGCUUGUUCUGCGAUUUCUCCCACUGCACAGGACAGGACGGAUGUUAUGGAUCUGACUUUUUUUGUUUGUUUUUUUGCUUAAGUGCACUUUUUACUUGGAAAAAAAAGUCAAUAAACAACAAAUCCUUGUGGCUGGAUGUUGCAGUUCCUUUCUGCCUGCCUGCCUGCUCUCCAUUUGCAGAUACGUCUCUCUGUGUCCAGCAGAGGUGAACUGGCUGUUGGGGAAAGAAGGCGGCAGCUUGAGUUAGUGGCUAGAGAAGGCUGAGAUAUUGAGAUAAUAAUGAUACUUUCUAGUGUGCAUCUUCUCAGAGUGCUGCACAGUGAUUGGUAAUGACUAUUAACCUUGUUUCACAGACGGGGAAAGUGAGGAAUGGAGUGAUUAAGUGACCUUCCCAGGGGAAAAAACCCUGAAGUCCUGACUCUGUCCUCUUCUUUACCCUCUAGGUUCUCAGACUUUCAUGGGGGGGAGGAACCAGGCUUCAAUAGAAAGUGUCCCAUGGAGACCUUCCCUCCCAUUCGUGAUGAUAGUGUCCCCAGCAGCUUUGGCCUUUCCUUUUGAGGAAAAGUAGUAAUAGAGGAACAUUAAGUUUCUCUUCUGGUGACUCUGGCUGAGGCCAUCUUCUCCUCCUCCGUCUUAUGUAGUAGCAGCCACUGGUCUGGCCCUUCUUCCUUGUUUGCAGCUGCUUUUACAGGCCUCCAGGCUCUUCUUUGCAGUGGGUGAACUUUGAUAACUUUAGAAGGAGGCGGAGCCAACACCAUGUGACCUGCCAGCUCCCUACAGAACAUGUGUGAUCCAAGGGCCAAGGAUCUCCAUUUCCAAAUUGCAGCAUUAGACCAUGCUGCCUCCCCGAUUAAAGUGGCUAUAAAAUAAGUGCAAAGUAUUCUCCUUAUUCUAGGAGACAGCCAUCCAGCUGUCACAAAAUGGAAUGGGAUGUUUCCCUAGCUAAAGCAGCAGUAAAACACUACAGUCUAAUAGCAUCAUUUUUUAUUACAUAAUUUAAACACUUUGCUGAUAAAGGGGUGGGGUUUUUUUGUUUUGGGUUGUUUUUCUUUUUGUCGACCACUUUUAGCAACAGAAAUCCAACUCCAAACUCUCCCACAAAGAUGCAAUUGGCAACAUGGCAACUUCAACCCAUUGUUUUUUUUUUUCUUUUAAAACUUUUUUUUAUUCAUUUCAGUAAAGCAAAACUGUAUUACUAAAAUUGCGGGUUCAAGGACCAUCCCACCCUCUUCUCCCCACACACUGAAAAACCCCUUCCUUGCCAACCCUUGUUGCAUGGGUUAGAGAUGGAGGUGCAACUGCUCGCGCCAACCCAAGGAUCAAAUCCAAACCGAACCCAAUAAUUCCACAGUCCACUCAAAAGUUAUGCUACAUGCCCACCCCCCAUACCAUGAGUUUUACUGAGCAGAUAAAUGAAGGCAUAGAUAAGACUAGUAAGACAUAGUAUACCAUCCAUACCACAAUGCUAUGUUUCUAAGGCAUGCCGUCCUAAACUGGAUGAGAUCGAAAACUGGCCUGCUUCUCAUCUCACACCCUUCGAUCACCUGAAGGAGCAGGGGAUCGAGAGCUUUUCAACUCUUAUAAACACUGUCUUAAUUCCUUUUUAUUUCCUUUCUCCAUCUUCCCUCAGUUAAGAGCAAUUGUCCUACCUCCCACUCCAGGGGCAAGCCUCUUCUCUCUUAGUUUAUUCUCUUGGUGGCUCAUUCUAGACAUCGAUUGCUUUAUCUCCUCCAGUUUGGAGUGGAGAAGUACUGUGGGUUCUGGCAAGGAGCCAUUGCUAUUCUCUGAAAUAGCUUGUGUGCGAGACAGAGCUCAUGAAAAGCUUGACCCACACAGGGUAGUAAGAGCUGUUUGUCUAGAAGAACUUAGCUACUGACGUAUAGAGAACUCUUCCCCUCCCUCCCCCACAAAAUGACUGUGCCCCUUAUAUCCACCUGCUAUGUAUGUGAGCAGGAGUCUCCAGGAAGGCUGCUCGUUCCAGAUUCCCACAUGCUAGUUUGUAGAGCAGUGGGUGCUAGCUAGCAGCAGGAACUCCAGAGGGAGACGUCCCUGAAGAACAGGUGACAGUACACACAUUUCCUACUUGCUCCCAUCAGCCUUUGUGGAUUCUGAGUCGGCUUGGUGCCCCCUUGGAGUCCAUGUUUUCCCCCACCUAGACAUACACGCUGCUGCCAGGAGCAGCAGGAAGAGCAGAGAAACAAGAGCUGAGCAAAGCCAGUCCAACCUCCCCACACCCUUUUGCUUGUCAUGGGAAACUUCAGUGCAACAGUGACAAUUCCUGAACUAACCUUUUCAGGUGGGGAUAAAAGCCUGGGAAGGGAAAGCUUGCUGGUAGUACCACAGACAAUCCUGUUGCCUUUCUAAUAGGACAGGAAUGGGCUAGUGGUCUGAGCAGGGACCAAGGGAUUCCUGGGUUCUGAUCCCUGCUCUGACAUUGAUUUUUUUUCUGGGCCUUGGGCAAGUCACUUAACCUCUGGACUUCUGACCUUCCCUCUGUGAUAGGGGGGUGACAAUACCUACCUCUGAGGACUGAUCAUUGACUUCCUGUAAAGCGCGAUAAACUGUAAUGAGUUUACAAAUGCUAAGUGUUAUUCCGGCUGAAAGGCUGACAGCAGCGGUUUGCCAUGACAGAGUCGCCUUCCUGGACUCUGGCUUCUCUCAGUAACUGGCGAUAGUGAGUUCACAGCAAGCAAGGUGGCUGCGUGGAGCAGCGGGUCACCAAAUCUAGUGCAGUGUCUUCUCUUUGAAGCUUCCACUGGAGCAGGUUGUGCUUCAUUGCAACCCUUUAAGGGCUUUUGCUUUAAGGUCCUUCCCUGAAAUGCUCCCUAACCCUGUGGGCAAUCACAGCCCUCCAAGGGGCACAAGCAGCAAGUUCCCUUGGUGGGAUUCUAGUGCCCUCCUGCUUUUCAUGGCACCUCGUUGGGAAUGCAGAGAAACCAGCGGAGAAUAGCUACUGCAUCUUGUUACAGGAAUGCAAUCGGGUUGAAACAGCCCAGGUUAGCACAAGCAUAGCAAGGAAGUAAUGGCAGGUGCCUGAGAACUAAAGAUAAGCAGCUAAACUCCAAAUAAAAGGGCUAAUUGGAAAAGCGGAAGGAUGAAACCUAAAGCUGGGCUUUGCCUUCCUCUCUAACAAUGCAAUAACUCCAGAGCACGCAAUGUCACAGGCUGGGAGUCCUCUGUAAGUCAGUGGUACCCUGCACAGCAACCUGCUUGCUGGGGCCAGUAUAAGGCCUUUGUGUCUCUUAAACAUCCCUGCUCCUUCCAACCCACUCUCGGCAUUUCUUGGCCAAUGUAUGUCCCCCUUGCAUCUGUUCCCCUUGCCGGCAUUUGGCCCAAUGUGCUACAACCCCAGCCCUGUCCAGCAAACCACAAGAGCAGUUUGUCCGGAAAGAGGCAUGCAGGAGAGGGGGGAAGGUGCAAGCCCCAGAGCUCUCAGGGUGAACAGCCUGCAUUUAACAGACUCCUCACGGGCAGCCUGAACCCCACAAUCUGGGAGGGAGGAGGGGGAGAGGGAGGCAGGCAGGACUGGAGACCAUACUAGCCAGGAAGGUGCCAGCAAGUAGAUCCCAGGGGUCCGAUAUGAAGGGAGCAGCUUGUGCCUAUAGAUCAAAUGAGAUCCCCGAGAGCUAUGCUCUACCCACCUGCGUCUGUGUAAGGCAAGUUUGCUCAGGAAUUAGCUGUGAUGGCAGCCCCCUCCCUGCUAAUGAAUUCAUCAGCCCCUUUUGACAUAUCAUGGUAACUCCCGCUGAGACCUAUGUGCCUCCCUGCACAGCAGGAUAUGCUGCCUGUUGAUCAGAAAGACAUGUAUUGACUGUUGGUAAAUAGCAGGUUACAGAGCCUCUCCCCCGUCAGCAUCCCAUGGACAGAUGCUGCCAUGUUGUGGAAGGGACAUGGAUGCUACAAAAUGGUUGGGCUUGAGAGAAGCAUGACCAGUGGCCUUCGGCUGCCAUUUGCUUUUGAGUUCCCAUGAUCUAGUCUGGUAUGACAGGUUCCUUUCUAGGAUCAGGGUCAGGUACCCUCCAUCUGUGACUCAAACACAGCAUGACCACUUAAGGGACAUCCUGGAGUGACCAGGUUCAUGUCAAGUGAAGAUUAAAGGAGCUGCCCCCCCCCAGUGAAUAAUUAUCUACAGCAGAAGCAAUUGCUGCCAGGCUGAGAUGUACUUUCC
Dermochelys coriacea (leatherback sea turtle) is the source of this 9760-nucleotide messenger RNA. It is a transcript of the gene LAMC2, whose product is annotated as laminin subunit gamma 2. The transcript is spliced from 23 exons. Bases 277 to 3831 code for a protein of 1184 amino acids. The record is from RefSeq and is a predicted model, not a curated record. Lineage: Eukaryota; Metazoa; Chordata; Testudines; Dermochelyidae. Gene Ontology annotation, molecular function: extracellular matrix structural constituent.